AUGUCUAUUUUGAAUAAUGAUGCUUCAACGAGCUCGCUACACACUCAUCCGGUUUCUGAACGGAGGAGAAGUGGUUCCCCAUGUGAGGAUGUUCAUGGCACAGGUGUAGGUGUAGGUGUAGGUGUAGGUGUAGGAGUAGGAGUAGGAGUAGGGGUAGGGGAUUUGGAAACGCAGCCGCGUCGGCGUUCAAAUGUUUCUGGGCGGAGAGCUUUUCGCGAGGGGAUUCGUGCGGAGGAUCUGCAGGGCUUGGAGGGUUUGGAGGGCUUGAGGGGGGGUGUGGGUGUGGUUGGUGGUGGGAGGGAUGCGUUUCUUGGGGCGCGGGGGGAGUCCUUUGGGGGGGAGAUGGAAAGGGAUAAUGGAAAUACGACGAUUUCAUUUCCUCAGGCGGUAAAACCUGGGCCUAUUAGUACAAUUAGGGAAUUACCGAGCGAAUUCAAUACGCCGUAUUCGACACGUCCUCCUUCUCCUUCCUCGGUGGUUCAUACGCCUGGUCUGCAUUCUCAUGGAAAUGGAAAUGGCACAGGAAAUAGCACUCCUCGCGAAUAUUCCGAACUCCAAAUCGAAGAACCGUUGAGGAACCUGGCGGAAACUUCAUACCCAGAUGUCGGCAGUAUCAAGAGUCUCCGAGGAGCAUUGAUUCUCCUCACGACUUGUGGAGCACAGCUCAUGGAUAAUGUUUUUAUGACAGGGGUGAAUAUCAGUUUACCAGCCAUCCAAAAGGAAUUUGGAGCGAAAGCGAGUGAUUUGCAAUGGUUAAUCAGCGCAUACACAUUAACCUUUGGAGGAUUUCUCUUACUGGCCGGCGUACUCAGCGAUCGAUUUGGACGGAAACUUAUUUUUUGUAUAGGGAUGUUGUGGAUCUCAAUCUGGACCAUCGCCAACGGAUUCGCAACGUCGUUUAUCCAACUAGCCAUCUUCCGCGCAUUGCAGGGCAUCGGGGCGGCAAUGACGGUUCCGUCGGCCGUGGGCAUUAUCUCGUCGUAUUUCGUGGCGAAGGAUCGUACGAUUGCAUUAUCGUUCUUCGCGGCGUCGGGCGCGGUGGGUUUCUGCGCGGGUCUGAUUUUUGGUGGUUUCUUGACGGGGUCGUUGGGUUGGAGAUAUCUUUUCUAUGUUUCGGUGGCGCUGACGGGUUCGUUGGGUUUCUUGGGUCAGGCUAUUUUGCCGAAAGAUCGGUUGGAGGGUCAGGAGAAACCGAGCUUGGAUUUAUUGGGAGCGGGACUUUCGACGGGUGGUCUGAUUCUUCUUUCGUUUGUUCUAUCGAGUGGUGGCGUGUAUGGUUGGAGUAAAGCUUUCAUUAUCGUUUUAUUGAUCCUGUCGGUGGCUGUCCUGGGCAUUUUUGUAUAUGUGGAAAAGAGAGCUUCGCAUCCCAUCAUGCCGCUUUCUCUUUGGAAAAUUCAAAAUUUCGCCGCGUUGUGGAUUUCGGGUUUUGUAUGCUACGGCGGCUACCAAACCGUCCUCUACUACAUCGUGCUCAUCGCCCAAGAAGUGAACCAGCUCUCCCCGGGCACCACCGCCCUCUAUUUCCUCCCCAUGGGCCUAACCGGCUUCAUCUUCUCCAUGUCCGUCGGACCCAUCCUCGAACGCUACAACACCAAAAGCGUACUACUCCUCGGCAUGCUCAUGAUGAUGACAUCGCCGAUCCCGGCCGCGCUCCUAACGCGUACUUCCACCAGUUUCUGGACGCAUGUCCUGCCCACCUCGCUCCUGGUUGUUGCGGCCGUCACGAUUGUCUAUUGUGCUUGUACGAUUAUUUUGCUGUCGAGUGUAGAACAUGAUAUGAAGAGUCUUUGUGGGGGGAUGAUUAAUACGGCGUUUCAGAUUGGGUCAGGGGUGGGGUUGGCGUUGAGUAGUGCGGUGGUGACGGCGGUGGUGGAUGGAGGGGAGGGGGAUGGGGAUGGGGAUGGGAAGGAUAAUAUAGAGAGGUAUAGUACGGGGUUGUGGUUUUGUGUGGCGUUUGGGGGAGUGGGAUUUGUGGCUAGUGUGCUGGGGACAAAAGCAGCACAUGAAGCUGACUCGCCGAUUUGUUUACUACAUACCCAGAACUUUAUCGACAACCUGCGCAACACGCAAAGUUUCUCCCCAUCUAAGAUGGCGCAACGAAUAUUCAUCGCAUGCCACUCGAACCACGAUCAAAUCAAGCUUGCGAAUCACGCAUGUCAAACACAGAUUAGGAGAGACUUCGAUCCUCAGACCGACUAUAUUCGCUGGGCGGGAACAUUCGACGACGAGACACGGAUCAGGAAAUGUCAAGUGCUUGUUGACUGUAAUAUAGCUCUUGAUUCUUUCCGAGAAAAGGACCAAUUGUUUUGUUACUAUGUGAAAGCGGCAGACGGUGAGACUUCCCUGCAUGGAAUGAACGCACCACUAGGCCUAUUUGAACGCCUUCGAAAGGAUUACGCCUGGGGGGAAAGGGGGCCGGCUACGAAAGCUUGA
Molecule: messenger RNA, 2433 nt
Organism: Sclerotinia borealis F-4128
Lineage: Eukaryota; Fungi; Ascomycota; Leotiomycetes; Helotiales; Sclerotiniaceae
Source: the annotation of a GenBank genome assembly